Molecule: messenger RNA, 708 nt
Organism: Paramuricea clavata
Lineage: Eukaryota; Metazoa; Cnidaria; Anthozoa; Malacalcyonacea; Plexauridae
Source: the annotation of a GenBank genome assembly
AUGGAUGAAAUUGAUAAGUCUAAGCCACGGAGGAGUUAUCUUGUUACUUACAGUCAAGCAGACUUGCAGAAGUUCCCAACCAGAGAAUCGUUUGGCGAAGCUGUAGCCGCUGCAUUCACUUCAAAACGAAGUAAAGUUAUCCCGCUACAUUGGGCAUGUUGCCUCGAAAAGCAUGAAAAUGGCGGUUAUCACUACCACCUUGCCUUGAAACUCAGUGGUACAAAGAGAUGGCUUGAAGCAAAGAAAUCUAUUGAAGCAGAACACGGUAUAGCUGUUAACUUCUCUGAUCACGAUGGCUACUAUACUGCAUAUCGGUACAUAAGCAAAUCUGAUGAUAUGGUGUUGCACAGCACAGGGCACCCAAAUCUCGAUGAAAUUGGUUCUCCAAGAACAAAGCGCUGUCAACAAACAUACCGAAAAAGGCGCUGUGAGAAAAAGUCAAAUGUAGCUGAUACGGAAGCUGCUACCACGUCCAAGAGAAGGAAAAAACUUUCAAAUUUGGAAGUGGUGGAGUUCAUUGUCGAACAUGAAAUUAAGUCGGAGACUGAAUUAUUAGAUGUUGCAAAUGAGCAAAGCGAAGAGGGGAAGAAAGAUCUCACAGAUUUUGUUCUUUCACGUAACUCAAAGGGCUUGCAUGACCUCAUAGAGCAAACAUGGAAAAUGAAGACGGCAUCUGCAACCCUACAACGAAAAAAGCUUCACGAAUAG